Molecule: messenger RNA, 1713 nt
Organism: Ruditapes philippinarum (Manila clam)
Lineage: Eukaryota; Metazoa; Mollusca; Bivalvia; Venerida; Veneridae
Exons: 1
Coding region: 1-1713 (570 amino acids)
Molecular function (GO): zinc ion binding
Source: RefSeq, a predicted model, not a curated record
AUGGAGGUUUCUGGAAAGAAGGAAAAUAGACAUCAAGAUCAAACAUCAUCUUCGGGAUCAUCUCAAAAUUAUAAAGUAUGUCAACCUUGUAUAGCUGACGGUGAGAGUUUAGAAGCCGAUGGUUUUUGUCACAACUGCCAGGAAUAUCUUUGUACAACGUGUAUCAAAUAUCACCGCAAAGUAACUGUCAGUAAACAUCAUACUAUUUUAGAUAAGGCUAAUAUGCCGACGAACGUUGAACCACAAACCAUCAAACAACUAUGUACUGAAACCUGCGAGAAACACAAAUUAGAGAUAAUCAAGUACUUCUGCAGUGAUCAUGAUACAGUUGGGUGUGGUAAUUGUAUGGUAAUUGACCACAAAGCAUGCAAGGUUGAGUUUAUCCCGGAUAUAGCUGACGAAUUCAUCAACAGCGAGGAAUAUAAAGCUAUUCUGGCCAGACUCGAGAAACUUCAAACAAAGGUUGAUUCCAGGAUAAUGGCAACAGGGAGAGGCAGGGAAGCAUGUGCUGAAGAAUUCGUUUUCACAGUUCAAGAAAUCAAAAGGUUCCGAAAGGAGAUUGAUGAUUAUCUUAACAAGAUGGAACAAUCAAUACUAAAGGAAUGUGAACGUCUCAGGAAAGAAAAUGAAAAUGUUAUAACCAAAAAUGAGGAUUUCCUGAAAACUAUCAAGUCUGAACUAGAUGAAAUUGCUGAAUGUUUAACGUCAACAAACACUGACCUGUUUGUUGAAGCAAAGCAAACUGAAGCUCGACUGAGUCAGUUAGAGCAAGAUAUGAAGCAAAAUGUAAAUAUGGUAUUCACUGAGUAUACGUUUGUACGUAGCAGUGACUUGGACGCGAUGGUUUCUGGAAGCUGCAGUCUGGGAAAGCUUUCUUCAAAGUCAUAUUGUUAUUACCCUUCAAUGGAAUGCAGCAUUGCUGAAUUUAAACCAGUAUUUGAUAGUGAAAUUAAUGUUCAUUCAAAUACUGACAAAUAUAAUGCCGUUAUUUCAAACUUGCUUCUGUUAUCAUCAGACGCACUUUUAUGCGUAGAUAGAGGUAACAACUCCAUUAAAGUGGUAAACAUAAAACAAAAAUGUAUUUCAUCACAAAUUCUCUUGGAAUCUUGGCCGUGGGAUAUAACGUUCGUAGCCACCAACCAGAUUGCAGUUACAUUACCUGAAAUUGAGAAGAUUUGUUUCCUCUCAGUUACAGACAAGAAACUGACACAAAUCAGAGAAAUUAAAGUCAACGGACAAUGUACAGGGAUAGCUCACUACCAGAAUACAUUGGUGGUAUCUUUUGUGGUACCACCAAAACUUCAAUUUUUAACACUGGACGAAGAGGUUGUACGCAAUAUUACAGCUGCUACUUUAGGUUGGCCAGGUUGUGUAGAAGUUAACGUGUGUGGGAGUAGUUUCUUUGUAUCUGAUUUACACAAGUCUUCAUUGCUGAAGUUUUCGUUUGAUGGAAAAUUACUUGCCACUUAUCAGGACGAAAGUUUGCAGGAACCAAGGUCAUUAACCGUUUGUGAGGAUGGUUCAGCUCUUGUAUGCAGCAGUGAAAAUAAUACCUUACAUCUAGUUUCGCAGGAUUGCAGAAAAAUCAAAAUCUUGCCGAUUGAGAAAGAUAGGCUUAAUUACUUGCAGUCUGUCUGUUUUAAUGAAGCAACUUCCACGUUGUAUCUAAGUAAUUAUUUUGGAAACUCCAUCCUGGUAUACAAGCAGGCAUAA